Micropterus salmoides (largemouth bass) is the source of this 6537-nucleotide messenger RNA. It is a transcript of the gene f5, whose product is annotated as coagulation factor V. The record is from RefSeq and is a predicted model, not a curated record. Lineage: Eukaryota; Metazoa; Chordata; Actinopteri; Centrarchiformes; Centrarchidae. Gene Ontology annotation, molecular function: copper ion binding.
CCCCAGCUUCACACGACCUACUCACAGUGCUGCUCUGUCCUGGUCUGACUUCUUCGGGGUUUUUAGGAACUAUCUUCUGAUGGAUGAUCAAUGAGGAACAACCUGACACACAAACACACACACCGUCGCCUUUGGUGACAGAAGAUAAAGCACAGAGCGGGACCUCUCUGUCAGAUCACAGCUUCUUCACUUGCAGAGCAGACCGGUAUCACCUGGAGGACUGAUCCCAGAUAUGAGACUCUGUGCCUGGGCUGGAGCUCGGUCUCUCCUGCCCGUCCUGGUUCUUUUGACUCUCCUCCAUGUCAAAGCAGACGUGCAUAGAUCCAGGGAAAGACAUUAUUACAUCGCUGCUGUUGAGAUAGACUGGAACUACUCUGGCAAUGACACACACAGGCUUGGUCCCACCUAUAAGAAAGUGGUCUUUCGGGAGUAUGAGAAAGACUUCAGACAUGCUAAAACUCAUCCCUCCUGGUUAGGUUUACUCGGACCCACGCUGAGGGCGGAGGAAGGAGAGACAAUUGUCGUCACUUUCAGAAACAUGGCGACUGGACCACAUAGCCUCCACCCGCAUGGGGUUGCUUACGGGAAACAGUCAGAGGGAGCCAGCUACUUUGACAACACAUCACAGAAAGAGAAGGAGGAUGACGUAGUGGAGCCCAACAGUGAACACGUUUACUACUGGGAGGUGACAUCAGAUGUUUCUCCACAGCCAAAUGACCCUACCUGUCUCACAUACACCUAUAUUUCCCACCAUAACGUUGUGGAGGACUACAACUCAGGGCUCAUUGGUACUUUACUCAUCUGCAAGCCUGACAGUCUGGAUGAGACGGGGAAGCAGAUUGCCGCCAACCAGGAGUACGUUUUCCUUUUUGGGGUCUUUGAUGAGAAAGAGAGCAAGUACAAACCAAACGGCCAUGCCUCAGACAACCAUGUCAAAUACACCAUCAACGGAUACACAGAGGGAUGGCUACCUGAUGUCAGCGUGUGUGCACAUGCCUCUGUGAGCCUGCAUCUGUUGGGUAUGAGCUCAGAGCCAGAGGUAUUCUCAGUGCAUAUGAACGGGCAGGUGCUGCAGCAGGCCGGACAUAAAGUGUCAUCUGUCGGCCUGAUCAGUGGCUCCUCCACCACUGCCAGCAUGGUGUCUCUCCACACAGGCCGCUGGCUGCUCUCCUCACACAUCGUCAAGCACAUGGAAGCUGGCAUGCAUGGCUUUGUGGAUGUGAAAAAGUGUGCCGGCUUCGACGCACCCCAGCGAAGGAUGACCAUUGAGCAGAAACGACACAGCAGAGAGUGGAAAUACUACAUAGCUGCUGAAGAAGUUGUCUGGGACUAUGCACCUGAAAUGCAUGACUACAUAGAUGAGAACUUCAAAUUUCAGUUCCUGAAACAGUCGUCAACGCGCAUAGGCAAGAAGUACAAGAAGGCAGUGUAUACACUGUACAACAAUGAGUCAUUCACUGAAAGGAUAGAGAACAAGCAAAGGAAAGAUGAACUUGGGAUUUUGGGCCCAGUGAUCAGAGCACAAAUCAGAGAUGUCAUCAAGAUUGUUUUUAAGAACAUGGCAUCCAGGCCCUACAGCAUCUAUCCACAUGGACUGACAAUAGAGAAGUCAGAAGAGGGAGUCAACUACCCUGCAGGAGGCAACCAGACCCAUGGUGUUCAGCCAGGUGAGACACACACCUAUGUUUGGAAAGUGGUGGAAGAGGAUGAGCCUUUGGACAAAGACUCUCGAUGUCUGACACGAAUGUACCACAGUGCAGUGGACACACCACGUGACAUCGCCUCAGGACUGAUAGGACCAAUCCUCAUCUGCAAGAGUCUGUCCCUCAAUGUCAGAAAUGUGCAGCUGAAAGCAGACAGGGAGCAGCAUUCCAUGUUGGCUGUGUUCGAUGAGAACAAGAGCUGGUACCUAGAUCACAACAUUCGCCAAUAUUGUGAUCAAUCCAAAGUCAACAAGGCAGACCCGGACUUUUAUAAGUCCAAUGUCAUGCAUACAAUUAACGGUUAUGUGUUUGAGAGCGGCCCACUCUUGGGCUUCUGCAAUGGUGAGAUUGCAACAUGGCACGUGUCCAGCAUUGGAGCGCAGGACUACAUCCAGACAGCUACUUUCUACGGCCAUACAUUUGAGCUGAAUGAGCGGACAGAGGACUUUCUCAGCCUCUACCCCAUGACUGGAGAGACCAUCACUAUGAAGUUGGAAAACAUUGGUGUCUGGCUCCUGGCUUCCCUGAAUUCUCACGAGACAACCAAAGGAAUGCGGGUAAAGUUUCGGGAUGCUGAGUGCUAUCAUGACAAUCAGUAUGAGUACAAUGACUAUGAAGAUACAACAGCAAACAAGGAAUUUACCGUGUGGAAACCUCCGAGUUUGGAUGAAAUCAAGAAGGAAGAGGAGAAGCCAAAACCUGCAAAAGAAAGGACAGAGAAGACGGAUAUAGACACAGAAAUGUAUGCAGAUGAAUUAGGUCUCAGGUCUUUGAAGAACCAAUCUAGUAGCACAGAUGUGGAAGAGCUGGACCUGUCUUUCCUCGACUAUGAUGCUAUUGAUGUGCCUGAUGGAGAUACAAAUUCCACCCUUCAUUCCAAGAAGAAAAAGACAAAUGCUCUAAAUAAGAUAUCAUUAUCAAAUUGGAAAGAAGUGGAUGGACAAGACCUUACAGCUGUUAAUUUGCUGAACCAAAGCAUCAGUGAGAAUACAACACAUAUGCAGAACAGUAGUAAUCCAUCAACUUUAGACAGUUAUUUUUCCACCUUUUUUUAUUUCCUAAACAUGUUACUAAAGAAUGGCCGCAUAACCACAAAUGGCAGUGAUUCUGUAGUUGUCUCAGCUCAUGAUAAUGUUACAGAAUCUGACACAAAGAACACAACAGUUCACAAUGCCACUGCAUUAUCAAAGGUUAGGAAUUUAUCAACAGAGAUGACCAAUCUUACUGUGACCUCCAGAGAAACCUCAGGUUCCAUCUUGGAGAUUGAAAGAAUCAAUGUCACCCAGACCGGAACUUCUGUGGGCACGAUCUGGGCCGAGGACUCAGAGGAGAGGCUCACCAGAGGGGAUGUGUUUUCUUCCUCUGUGCCUCUGUCCAACUCCAGCACAAACACUCUCAACAAUAAUCCAGAGGGCAAUGUCACCUCUGAGAAUAACACAGCAACUAACCAUGUUAACAUGUCAGCAGAUGGAACACACCGUUCAUUGUCUAUUCCAGCAUCUGAUGUAGGAGAGGCUGACAUAAGCAGCACAGACAGACAUAUCUUGAUCAUCUCUGAGUUGGAAGUGGAGAGCACAGGAAAUAAUACCAGUGACAAUGACUCUCUGAUAACUAUACCUGAGCCGGAUUAUGGACUUCAAAUGAAUUCCUCUGAAAUUGUGACAUAUCCUGCCAAUUCCAACCAUGACAAUGAAACACACGUUUUGCUUGAAACCGAGCCCUCACAGGAUGUCACAGGGAAUAUAUCCAGAUCAAAUAUAUCAAGUGAGAUUAGUUUGCAGAAUGUCACAGCUCUUCCUGGCGAGUUAAACCACACGUCUAACGGGGAAGGUUUCUCCAAUAAUACUGUGUUUUCAGGGAACCUGGAGGAGGUACCUGCCACAGACAGCAGUGAAGAAGUGCUUAUCUACCUUAAAGAAACAAAUACAGAGGGGAUUAAAACCACCUCUGUCAAAACACAUGGGCACAACUGGACUUAUGAGGUAACUCACCAAGUGGUACCCAUGGAUAUUCCUGACUACAUGAAGAAAUACUUUGGGAAUGAGACGCCUCAAACGACACCAACUCCAAAAAAGAAGACCAAGAAGGUGAAUGUCCGACAGAGGCCCCAGAAGGGCCAACGCAUGAAAACAAAGAAAAGGAAGGAGUUCAAUCCUCUUGUCAGGAGUGGCUUACCACUCUCUCCUCGUGGAUUCAAUCCAGGAAUGAGCCCGCGUGGGUCACGACCCCAUGCACCACAACCCGUCUCUGAUGAGGAGGAGCUCAUUAACAUGCCUGUGGUCAUUGGUGUACCCCGAUACCCCGAUUUCAGUGACUACGAGCUGUGUCCUGGGGACGAUCCAAAUCAUCUAGAGCUUGAUGAGCAAAAUGUGAAAGCAAACGAAUAUGAGUAUGUGUACUUCAAAGACCCCUACAGCGGUCAUGAGGACAUCAAGAAUCUCAACCUGGACGAGACCACCAAAUACUACUUAAAAUUCUCAGGCCCAAAUGUCAAGACUUAUUUCAUCGCUGCAGAGGAGGUUGAGUGGGACUAUGCUGGUUACGGAGCGAGGAGGCAAGACAAGUCGCAACAAAGCAGCAGAGAAACUAAGUUUACCAAGGUGGUUUUCCGAAGUUACAUGGACAGUAGCUUCAGCACACCUGAAAUCCGUGGUGAGUUAGAUGAGCAUCUAGGCAUCCUGGGACCUAUCAUCAAGGCAGAGGUUGGACAAAGCAUCAUGGUGGUGUUCAGGAACAAAGCCAACCGUGCGUACUCCUUACACCCAAAUGGGGUUUCCUACACCAAGCAGACAGAGGGUCUGUCUUACGAAGACGACUCGAAGUACUGGUAUAAAUAUGACAAUGAGGUUCAACCCAAUACUACCUUCACAUAUAUAUGGAAGGUCGAUGCUGUGGUUGGGCCAACGCCAGAUGAGUCUCACUGUCGGACCUGGGCCUACUAUUCAGGUGUUAAUCCUGAAAGGGAUAUCCACUCUGGCUUGAUUGGGCCUUUGCUGGUGUGUCGAGAGGGCACCCUGGACAGGACGUUAACAGACAUGAGGGAGUUCACAUUGCUUUUCAUGAUCUUUGAUGAGUCUAAGAGUUGGUACUACGAGCAGAACCACGAGAUGAUGCAGAGGAAAACCCGAAGGAGAGUUAUGGACCUCAACUUCAAGGACAACCUCAAGUUCCAUUCCAUCAAUGGCAUUAUACACAACUUGAAGGGCCUGAGGAUGUACACCAACCAGCUCGCGUGCUGGCACCUAAUAAACAUGGGUUCCCCUAAAGACUUUCAGAGUGUCCACUUCCACGGACAGACGUUCCUCCACAAGAAGAUAACCAACUACAGACAGGCCGUCUACCCACUGCUGCCUGGGAGCUUUGCUACUCUGGAGAUGUAUCCAUCCAAACCUGGUCUGUGGCAGCUGGAGACAGAAAUUGGAUUCAACCAACAGAAGGGCAUGCAGACCCUCUUUCUGGUUCUAGAUAAUGACUGCUACCGUCCGCUGGGUCUACAGUCCGGCACCGUGAAAGACAACCAGAUCACAGCUAUUAACACUAGAGGAUACUGGGAGCCUCAUCUUGCCAGAUUGAACAAUCAGGGUAAAUAUAAUGCAUGGAGCACAGAGCAGAACCACAGCUGGAUUCAGGUGGACUUCCAGCGGCCAGUUGUGAUCAGCCAGGUGGCCACCCAGGGAGCCAAGCAGAUUUUCUAUUCCCAGUUUGUGGAGAAGUAUGCUAUCUCCUACAGCAGCGACCGCCGGAAUUGGAUUUUCUAUAAGGGUGACAGCAGGGACAUCAGGAAGGUAUUCCCUGGGAACCGGGGAGUCAAUGGGCCAGAGACAAACACCUUCUUUCCUCCUGUGAUUGCACGGUUCAUUAGGCUCCACCCCAUCACCUGGUACAACAAGGCCACACUCCGCAUGGAGUUCUACGGCUGUGAGCUUGACGGCUGCUCAGUGCCGCUGGGGAUGGAGAGCAGACAGAUAGAAGACCAUCGUAUUACAGCCAGCUCCACAGCAUCCAGCUGGUACUCGGGACCCUGGAACCCAUCUCUUGCACGCCUCAACAAGCAGGGCACCAUCAAUGCAUGGCAAGCUAAGUAUAAUGACAUGAACGAGUGGCUUCAGGUGGAGCUGCCCAAAGUUAAGAAGAUCACAGGUAUAAUAACGCAAGGAGCCAAGUCUCUGGGGAAAGAGAUGUAUGUCAUGUCCUAUGCUCUGCAGUACAGCAACAAUGGGAUACACUGGAACCAGUACACAGAUGAUGAGGACCUCCCUUACAAGACCUUUCCCGGAAAUACAGAUAGCAACGACCAUGUGAAAAACUACAUCUACCCUCCUAUUUUCUCCCGCUUCAUCCGAAUCAUCCCCAAAAGCUGGAUGGUCUCCCUCACCAUGAGAAUAGAACUACUGGGCUGUGACUUUGAGUGAAACACACACACUAUAUACAUCUAUACCAAAUGAGGACAGGUCAGGUCAACCAUGCACAUGUACAGGCAAACUGAAACACACAAGUAGUGUACGCACAUCCACUCAUACAGUUUGUGAAACUCAACUGUUCAAAUUGCCACUGGUUUCCUUCUUGCCAGAUGUGGAUGUUGCCACAAGGAGAAUGCAAAAAUAGUAAUAUACAACCUAAUACAAUGCAGGGUGUUUUAUUGUACAAAUAUAUGCCCGGUUUUUAUAUAUAAUAUAAUUUGUUAUAAAACAUAUUAGUGAAUGCAAUAAUAUGCAGCACUUUUUCAAAGCUGAUAUUUGGACAUCAGAAAUGAAUAUAAAUUAAUGUAAAUAUGUAAGUAAAGAUCAUGUAAUUUAUUUUUAAAUAAAUAUGAUGUGAUUUAUGCGUACAUAAA